Messenger RNA from Colias croceus (clouded yellow), 801 nucleotides. RefSeq lists its product as uncharacterized. NCBI's taxonomy places the organism in Eukaryota, Metazoa, Arthropoda, Insecta, Lepidoptera, Pieridae. The coding region runs from base 1 to 801 and encodes 266 amino acids. The record is from RefSeq and is a predicted model, not a curated record. Gene Ontology annotation, molecular function: chitin binding. The transcript is spliced from 4 exons. Gene Ontology annotation, cellular component: extracellular region.
AUGGCAGACGGUGACUCGCCAGUUCGGUCGAUGGGCUCCCAAAAAGUAAAGCUCUUGUUACUGGGCAUCGUAGGGCUCGCCUACGCUCACCCGAGUGUAGAAUGCCCUACGGAUGGCAAGCAAUACCUCCUACCUCAUGAAUAUGACUGCUCCAAGUUCUAUUCAUGUGUGCGAGGAAGGAAGCAUAAUCAAGCGUACGACUGUCCUGUGAACACGUUGUUUUCUUUUGAGAAACAGACUUGCGACCAACCCCAUCUAGUAAACUGCGUCAAUUCGGUUCGCAGUACAGCUACGUUGGGAUGUCCCACUCAUUUCUUUGGUGUCCUUCGGCUACCACAUGAAAAUGACUGUGGAAAAUACUACAAUUGUGUGCAAGGGAAUAGAGUUCUUAUCAAUUGUGAAGCUGGCAAACACUUCAAUGCUGUGACACAGAACUGUGAAGAUCCAGGCAAAGCUGGGUGCGAUCCCAGAUUAGGUCAAGAUGGAGAAGAUGGUCAGGAUGGGCAAGAUGGCUUUGGUAUCGGUGCUGGUAUAGCCGGUAUUGGUGGUUCUGGGGGCCUCAGUAAUGGCGGAAACGGGGGAAACGGUGGAAACGGUGGGAACGGCGGUAAUGGAGGCAGUACACACACCAAUGGUGUUGAGUUACUCGCGAACGGAUGCCCUGUUGAUUGGAGAAUUGAACAGCUCUUACCUCAUCCUGAUUGCACAAAGUUCUACCAGUGUGUCCACGGAAGGAAAGUAGAAAUGCCAUGCGCUCCUACUACGUUCUUCAACUUUGAAAGCCAGGUAACUAAAAUAUGA